Naegleria lovaniensis is the source of this 1767-nucleotide messenger RNA. RefSeq lists its product as uncharacterized. The record is from RefSeq and is a predicted model, not a curated record. Gene Ontology annotation, cellular component: cytoplasm; nucleus. The transcript has a single exon. Gene Ontology annotation, biological process: intracellular signal transduction; protein phosphorylation. Gene Ontology annotation, molecular function: ATP binding; MAP kinase activity. Bases 1 to 1767 code for a protein of 588 amino acids. Lineage: Eukaryota; Heterolobosea; Eutetramitea; Acrasida; Naegleriidae.
AUGACAUUUCGUAAUCUAUUGUUUUGUUCAAAGCCUUCUCCUUCUCCGAAUCCUUUCAUCCUUCCAGCAACAACAACCAAUGCUAAUAAUAAUUCAUCUCAGGAAGGAACCAACAAGACUUCUGAAUUUGAUCAAAUUCCAGAUGAAAUGUACCGAAUUAUUGAAGAAAUCAUUAAUAAUUGUGAUGAAGAUAUAUCUGAUGUACAGUAUCAUUCAAAAACGAAUCAAGAUGAUGAAAGUAUGAUUCAAGACUUUGAUGAUGAAUUUUCAAACAAUUCCGAUGAUUCAUCUUCAACGUUUGGCAGUGAUUUCACUGUUCCAGAGCCAAGUCAAAUUCUUCCUCAACCACUUCAUCAUCAACAAGUGGCAACACAUUUAAUUACAAGUCCUGAUGGCUCUCUUGAAUUUGAAAUGAUUCUUCCACUCCGAUAUGAACCUGUCAGAGAUGAAAGUACUGGUUGUGUGAAAAUUCUUGGACAAGGUGGUUAUGGAGUGGUGAUUGCGUGUUGGGAUAAAUUUCGUCCAAUUACAUCCUCCUCCACAAAUUCAUCAACAACAAGUCAGAGUCCACCCUAUCAAAUGGUUGCUGUGAAGAAAGUGAGAAAUGUUUUCGAAAGUGGAGCUCCCUAUCGAAUGUUAAGAGAAAUUAAAAUUAUGAGACAUUUGAGACAUCAUGAAAAUAUUGUGGAACUAGUGGAUGUCUUUAUUUCGACUCAUUCAAGAAAUGUGCCAUACUGUUUGAAAGAACUUCAAGAUUUAUAUAUUGUGAUGGGAUUAAUGCAAGAUGGUGAUUUGAAAAUGUAUUUAAAUCGGCUAGGAAAGAAAAAGCAAUGUGUCUCGAUCGAAUUUGUGAAAAAUAUAAUGCGUCAAUUAGUGAGUGCUAUGGAAUAUAUGCGAUCCUUUGGUGUGUUGCAUCGAGAUUUGAAACCUGCCAAUGUAUUGGUACAGACCCAUUCUACUCGUGAAGCGAAUAAUGACGAACACGAAGGCAAGGACCUUGUUCAUGUGAGAAUUUCUGAUUUUGGAUUAAGCACAAGUGAAACCGACCAUCCAGGACAAUCACCAAAUUCCAUGUACGUGGUCACACGUUAUUACCGAAGUCCUGAAGUCAUUUUACAAUAUGACACUCAGACCAGUAGUGUUGAUUCUUGGUCUCUAGGAUGUAUUUUUGCAGAAUUACUAUACAUGUUGGGUCCUAAACCUAUUCGAAGACCUCUCUUCCUCGUUCAACAAAGUGGUCAAGACAUGAAAGGCAUCAUUGAGCAUUUAAACUUAAUCACAUGCCUUUUAGGAAAGCCAAAGGACCUUAACGAUAUUAAGGGCUCAGAUGGAGCUCGUGAAUUUUAUGAACAACAUUUUUAUGAAUUCUCUGAAGAAGGUGUGGAUUUGAAAGCCAUCUUUCCAUCCGCUCCAGAAGAAGCUCUUGAUUUACUGAGAGAAUUUUUGCAGUGGAAUCCAGAAAAACGAAUCACAUUUGCCAAUGCAUUGUGCCAUCCGUUUUUGGCUCAAGAAGAGGAUGCGAGUGUGGAAAACAUGCACCUAUCCUCAUUACAUCUUGAUGCUGUGAAUCAAACUCGUUCAACUCAUGAUGAAAAGAAUGUUGAAACUCAUCCUACAGCUUGUCAACAACAAACAACCAAGCCCGCACAGCAUCAUCGAAUUGAAUUCAAUUUCCAAACGAAAUGUGAUGCUACAACUCUUCGUUAUUUGUAUUACAAGGAAAUGAUGUAUUUCAAUCGACGAGUGGUGUUGAUGAAAACUCAAUAA